Messenger RNA from Nicrophorus vespilloides, 3057 nucleotides. RefSeq names its product N-terminal kinase-like protein (gene yata). The record is from RefSeq and is a predicted model, not a curated record. Lineage: Eukaryota; Metazoa; Arthropoda; Insecta; Coleoptera; Silphidae. Gene Ontology annotation, biological process: protein phosphorylation. The transcript has 10 exons. The coding region runs from base 215 to 2620 and encodes 801 amino acids. Gene Ontology annotation, molecular function: protein kinase activity; ATP binding.
UUCGAACGUUAGAGAAAGUUUGGUUGCAUAUUGGAAGAAGAUACUGCUGACAAAUAGUGACAGAUGAUGACAGAACAGAUGAUAUCAUUGGAUAUGUCACACGUCAAAUACACAGUCAGAGUAGGUUAGGUUUUUAAAAGUAAACUAAUAACAAAUUGUUUGUGAUUCGGAUCGCGUUGUGGCCCAUAAUUGAAGUCCGAUCGAGCCACCUGCGAUGUGGUCCUUUUUUUCGCGCGAUCCUUCCAAGGAUUUUAAUUUCGAGAUAGGUGAGCCUGUGCUUGGGCUGCAGGAGCACAGUGUUUGGACUUUACACAAAGGCAAAAAGAAGGGAACCAAUGAAGAAGUAUCUGUAUUUGUGUUUGAUAUUAAGAGUGGAUCAGAGACUCAGCUGGAUGUUGCAAAAGCAGCAGUGAAGCGAUUGAAAACUCUAAGGCAUCCUAGUGUCUUAACCUAUUUAGAUAGCUUGGAAUCUGAGAAAGUACUGUAUUUGGCUACAGAAUAUGUAGAACCACUGCCUCAACAUAUUGAAAAGUUAAAGUUGGAUGGUCCUCAGAAGGAUCUGUACAUUGCAUGGGGAAUCUUCCAAAUCACUAGAGCUCUAUCAUUUUUAAAUAACGAUGGUAAUUUGAGACAUAAUAAUGUGAAUAUUUGGUCAGUGUUUGUAAACACUUCUGGUGAAUGGAAAUUAGGUGGGGUUGAGUAUGUAGCUACUGCUCAAGACAAUAAUUCCAUAGCUAUUAAAAUCAUCCCCUCACUUGAGAUCUAUGACCCACCAGAGAAAAAUGAUCCAGGCAGGCAAAGGCAAAUAACCAAAUGUUCAACUGACAUGUGGGGUUUAGGUUGCUUGAUAUGGGAAUCAUUCAAUGGGCAUUUGCAUCAACAAUCGUAUCUUAAACUUCUGGAUAAAAUACCUAAACAGUUGAGCCCGUUGUAUUGCGAAUUGGUGGGAGCGAAUCCCACUUCGAGACCUAAUCCCGCUGAUAUUAUAACGCGCUGCCGGAAACUCGGCGGUUAUUUCAAAAACGAUUUGGUCGACACCCUUCUGUUUUUGGAGGAGAUACAGAUCAAGGAUAAGAACGAGAAGAAUCGUUUUUUCUCGAAUCUCACGCCACACUUGGACAACUUCCCGGAUAACGUUUGCAAGCACAAGAUCUUGCCGCAGUUGAUAACCGCGUUCGAGUACGGAGAUGCUGGUUCGGCCGUUCUAGCUCCAAUGUUUAAGCUUGGACGUUUAUUGGACGAAGCCGAAUAUCAGAAGAAGAUCGUACCGUGCGUCGUGAAACUGUUCAGCAGCAACGAUAGGGCAACCAGAUCCAGACUACUGCAGCAAUUGGAGUAUUUCAUCGGUCAUCUUCAGGCGGGAACUGUGAAUGAUCAGAUAUUUCCACAAGUUGCUCACGGAUUCAUGGAUACGAAUCCGACAAUCCGCGAGCAGACUGUCAAAUCUGUGAUACAUUUAGCACCAAAAUUAAACUACAACAAUUUGAACGUGGAAGUGUUGAGGCAUUUUGCUCGACUACAGGCCAAAGACGAGCAAGGCGGCAUCCGUACGAACACCACCGUCUGCCUGGGCAAGAUAGCUCAACAUUUGCACCCACAAAUUAGACAGAAAGUCCUGAUAUCUGCUUUCAUUAGGGCGAUGCGCGAUCCAUUCCCGCCCGCAAGAAACGCCGGGAUUUUAGCACUUGCCGCCACCCAGCAAUACUAUUUGCUUGCAGAAGUAUCCGCUCGGAUAUUACCAGCCUUGUGCCAGCUCACGAUGGAUCCGGAGAAGUCCGUUAGGGAUUCGGUGUUCAGGACCAUCAAAGGGUUCUUAGGAAAACUGGAGAAGGUGUCCGAGGAUCCAAGUCUGAGGGAGAGUAUGGAAGCUGAUGUGAACACGGCCACGCCCAGUCUCAGCAAUGCUGCGGCAACAUGGGCCGGAUGGGCGGUAACCGCUGUCACUGCCAAAUUCUACAGGAGCCAAUCGGACACCGUGAAAUCGAUUAAUCCCAUGUCGAGUCGCAUGCUCAGCAAACCAGCUUCCUUGGAGCAGCCCUCCAGCAGCAGCAUUUCUACCACCACUUCCAGCGUAACAUCGAUGACAUCACUUGAACACGAAGACGCCAGUCGCGGGAACGAUUCUGUUUCUGAUUACGAUUACGACAAUUGGGGCGAAAACGAAAAUUGGGGAGAUAUCGAGACUGGUGGGCAGAUGGCCAGUAGCAGCGGAAGCGGCGGCGGCGAACAAACCAGUAAUCCAACAUCGCCGCCCUCCGGUUCUGCCACAAAUAAAGUUACAGAUGGUUGGGAUAAUGAAGAAUGGGGAAGUUUGGAAGAGGAACCCGAAGCUGAGGCUGAAAUGACUUCUCCGUCGGAACCGUGGAGCCCGAGCGAUAACACUGUAGACACAUCACACGCCUGGAGCUCGGAUGGUGUUAGUAAUAGGAAUAAGGCUCAAGCGGGAUGGGAGGAUACCGAGUUCGAACCGUUGGACGAACCCUCGUCCACGAACUCUAAACUGGAAGAAGCGAAGAAAAAGCGUGAGGAGAGGAAGCUGAUGAGACAGAAAGAGUUGGAGGCUAGAAGGGCUACCAGACAAACCGGUGGCCCGAUGAAGCUGGGCUCCAAGAAGAUUUAGAGAAGGGAAACGAUUUGCUUUGACUACGCCACAUAUCUUUUCUCUAUACUAUAAUAACAAACAAAAAAAAUCGAUGAUAGGAAUAACGGAAAGAGAACUGUGAAGCUUUCGGAAUAACUUUUACUUCUGAAGCUUGUUUUUUUCUAUUUAACAAAAACAAAACAAAAAUUAUAUGAAGAAGAUUGAGAAUGAAAUACCAAACAAAAUCAUUUUCUAAACGAUUGAUGGCUUUCACGAUUUCAGAUUUUCCAUCGGAGGUUAAAGUUUUAAUGAGAUAAAACCCCAGUCCUUUUUUAUAUCUAAUUAAUUAUUACUACCUGCAUGACUAUAUAUGUAAAUAAAUUGUAUUAUAUUUAUUAAUCUUAUACUUUUUUCCAACGAUAUUGUCGAGUCAAAGAAAGAAACAUAAGAUAUACAUAUUGUCGAAUCUUUACUUU